This is a messenger RNA of Histoplasma capsulatum G186AR, 993 nucleotides long. RefSeq names its product ergot alkaloid biosynthetic protein B. Gene Ontology annotation, molecular function: methyltransferase activity. NCBI's taxonomy places the organism in Eukaryota, Fungi, Ascomycota, Eurotiomycetes, Onygenales, Ajellomycetaceae. The record is from RefSeq and is a predicted model, not a curated record. The transcript is spliced from 2 exons. Bases 1 to 993 code for a protein of 330 amino acids.
AUGCCAUCUUCCUUGAGAGUCGGGGAGGUUCUCGACAUUGGCGGUAGUGGGUUGGGGGACAGUCUGAAGGUAAAACUCAAGGAAGACUUUAUUUCCAGUGAUGGGAAAUCGCCGCGUUCCUUUCCCACGGAGCUUUUUUACUAUGGAUUGGGACUCCAGCUCUGGAAUCAGGUAUGCUGGCUCGCCGAUUACCACCAAACUCGAGACGAGAUCAGUCUUUUAGAGUGCCACGGUGCUGCCAUCUGCGAAGAGAUACCUCUAGGGUGCACCAUCGUAGAUAUGGGCUCUGGAGACAUCCGGAAGCCUGCUUGCCUCUUGCAGCAGUUGGAGUCGUUCAAGAUCCCCGUUUCGUACUUUGCGCUUGACAUCAGUCGAGAUGCUUUGGAGGAGAGCAUGACGUAUCUGGCCAACAGAUACCAGCACGUUAAAUGCUACGGGCUUUGGGGUACCUUUGAAGAUGGUCGCCAAUGGCUUCGAUCGGUGGAUACGCCAAAGUGCGUCCUUUCAAUGGGCUCUAUGUUUGGAAACGACACCUUCGACCUAGCAGUGGAACGUAUGCAACCGUGGCGAGAGGUUCUGGGGCCAUCGGACUUGAUGUUAAUUGGGAUGGAUGCGCGAGGAGGGCGCGAGGAACUGGAAAGAAUGUAUCACGAUAAAGAUGGUGUCUGGGAGAGCUUCAUCCGCAAUGGUUUCAGAGAGUCCAACGAGCUUCUUGGAAAGGCUUGGUACAGAACGGAGGAUUGGGUGUUGAAUGGAGUUAUCGGUGACGAUCCUCCACAUCACAAAUUUUCCCUCCUUGCAACCAAGGAUGUAGAUUGCCCAGAUCUUGGGCUACAUGUCGGCGAAGGCGAAGUAAUUGAGUUUUUCGGAUCCUGGAAAUAUGGACCUGACAUCAUGAAGAUGCAGUUUGAGCAGUCUGGGAUGAUGCUGAAGGGUUGGUGGGCAUCUCCUCUAGGUGAAUUUUGUGAGUAUAUUAAUAUCUUCCCCACCUGA